Messenger RNA from Anastrepha ludens (Mexican fruit fly), 618 nucleotides. RefSeq names its product putative nuclease HARBI1. NCBI's taxonomy places the organism in Eukaryota, Metazoa, Arthropoda, Insecta, Diptera, Tephritidae. The record is from RefSeq and is a predicted model, not a curated record. The transcript has 4 exons. Bases 1 to 618 code for a protein of 205 amino acids.
AUGCGCGAUGCGUCGAAUCCAAUGGAAUUGCCCGAUUUAUACUUCCAAACAAAAUACCGACUGACCAAGGAGGUUUUUAUGUACGUCCUUUGUGAAAUAAACCUUAGAGAAGGACUUAGGAGUACAUAUAUACCUCCAAUUUUGAGGCAAGCUGCAACGCUGGAGAUAUUAGCAGGUGGCGGUUACCAGUGGCAAACUGGCGGCGCACACACAGCAGCAAUGGGGCAUAGUACUCUGUCGAAGAUAUUUCGCAGCACAUUAUCGUCGAUGGAAGAAACUCUAUGCAACCAAUGGAUAUCUUUCGAAAAAAACUUCCAGCCGUGCAAAGAGUGGUUCCAUGAAAAAUAUAACUUUCCGGGAAUUGUUGGUGCCGUAGAUGGUACUCAUUUAAUGCUGUUGAGGCCUAUUGAGAACGAGCAUAUAUACUUCAACAGGAAAGGAAAGCAUAGCAUAAACGCGAUGAUUAUAUGUGACCAUAAAUUAAGAAUAAAAGCUAUAUGCCCACAGUACGGAGGAGCUGCGCACGAUUCCUUUGUUUGGAAAGCCUCCAAUGAGAGGAAGGUAAUGGAGCGGCGCUAUAAUAAUGGAGAUACGAGUUCGUGGCUAUUAGGUGAGUAA